Euleptes europaea (tarantolino) is the source of this 2085-nucleotide messenger RNA. RefSeq names its product estrogen receptor 1 (gene ESR1). The coding region runs from base 121 to 1887 and encodes 588 amino acids. Gene Ontology annotation, biological process: steroid hormone receptor signaling pathway; regulation of DNA-templated transcription. Gene Ontology annotation, molecular function: DNA-binding transcription factor activity; sequence-specific DNA binding; zinc ion binding. The record is from RefSeq and is a predicted model, not a curated record. The transcript has 9 exons. NCBI's taxonomy places the organism in Eukaryota, Metazoa, Chordata, Lepidosauria, Squamata, Sphaerodactylidae. Gene Ontology annotation, cellular component: nucleus.
CUCCUGCUUUUGUCUCCUAAUGAGAAGAUUGGCUGCAACUCAGAUGAUCCUGUCAAAGUAGGUGGAUCGCUAGCUGCUGAUUCCAAGCCGGGAUAUGCUACAUGCUCACUGCCGCUAACAAUGACCAUGACCCUUCACACAAAAACCUCUGGUGUUGCUUUGCUGCACCAGAUACAAGGCACUGAGCUGGAGACUCUGAGCAGACCUCAGCUGAAGAUUCCCCUGGAUCAACCGUUCGACGAAAUGUAUGUGGAAAGCAACAAAACUGGGGGUUUUAACUACCCAGAAGGCACCACUUACGAUUUUCCCACCACUGCACAACCAGUGUACAGCUCAACCAGCCUCAGUUAUGCCCCUACAUCGGAAACAUUUGGGUCCAACAGCCUGGGAGGGUUUCCCUCUCUGAAUAAUGUUCCUCCUAGCCCUGUUGUGUUUUUACAGACGGCACCACAACUCUCGCCUUUUAUUCAUCGCAACCAGCAGGUACCGUACUACCUUGAGAACGAAUCGGGAAACUUUUCAAUGAGAGAUGCUGCUCCCUCUGUUUUCUACAGGCCAGGCUCAGAUAACAGACGUCACGGUGGCAGACAGCAAAUGGCUUGCACCAGUGACAAGGGAAGCUUGUCCAUGGAAUCUGCCAAGGAGACCCGCUUCUGUGCUGUGUGUAAUGAUUAUGCUUCAGGCUACCAUUACGGCGUUUGGUCCUGCGAGGGCUGCAAAGCCUUCUUCAAAAGAAGUAUCCAAGGUCACAAUGACUACAUGUGUCCUGCUACCAACCAGUGCACCAUUGACAAGAACAGAAGGAAAAGCUGCCAGGCGUGUAGGCUACGAAAAUGCUAUGAAGUUGGAAUGAUGAAAGGUGGGAUUCGGAAAGACCGCAGAGGUGGCCGUGUGCUGAAACACAAGCGACAAAGAGAGGAGCAUGAUGGCAAGAUUGGAGGAGUUGCAUUUGAAUCGAGAAGCCCAACGCUCUGGCCAGGCCCCCUGGUGAUUAAACAUACCAAGAAAAAUAGUCCAGCCCUGUCUUUGACAGCAGACCAGAUGGUCAGUGCCUUGCUAGAUGCAGAACCACCUGUUGUCUAUUCAGAAUAUGAUCCUAACAGGCCUUUCAAUGAAGCUUCUAUUAUGUCACUGUUGACUAACCUUGCUGACAGAGAGCUGGUACACAUGAUCAACUGGGCCAAAAGAGUACCAGGUUUUGUGGAUUUAGUACUCCAUGAUCAGGUACAUCUACUGGAAUGUGCUUGGCUAGAGAUACUGAUGAUUGGCUUAUGCUGGCGUUCAAUGGAACACCCUGGAAAGCUGCUGUUUGCUCCUAACCUAUUGUUGGACAGGAAUCAAGGGAAAUGUGUUGAGGGCAUGGUGGAAAUUUUCGACAUGCUGCUGGCCACUUCUACUCGGUUUCGAAUGAUGAAUCUUCAAGGGGAAGAAUUUGUGUGCCUUAAAUCCAUCAUUCUACUCAAUUCUGGCAUCUAUACCUUCCUUUCCAGCAGCUUAAGAUCACUGGAAGAAAAAGACCAUAUUCAUCGUGUGCUAGAUAAAAUUACAGACACCUUGACCCAUUUGAUGGCCAAAUCAGGUCUUUCUCUGCAGCAACAGCACAGACGACUGGCUCAGCUUCUCCUCAUCCUUUCCCACUUUCGGCACAUGAGCAAUAAGGGAAUGGAGCACCUGUACAACAUGAAGUGCAAAAAUGUGGUGCCUCUUUAUGAUUUGUUGCUGGAGAUGCUAGAUGCCCACCGUCUGCAUGCCCGUGCCACACGGACCACACCCCAGGGAGAAGAAGAGCCUAUGAACCAACUGGCAACCACAUCCACAUCAACGCAUUCCUUGCAGCCUUGCUAUGUGAACAAAAUGGAAGAUGAGAAUGAGCAACAAGCAAUAUGAGAGUCCCCAUUUCAAACAGCCUAUAGGUUUCUGAGAAUCCCAUCAGAGAGCUACCUACUUCAGGCUUAGCUGAACUGGUACCAUGUGUGUAAGCACUCCAAUGCUCACCAAUCACCAGUGAUCCCCAAAACAUUGCUUACUGAGAUCCUUAGUGGAUGAACAUUUAUCGUUCUGGAUAUACUAUAAGGAUUCAAGGAU